CAGUUUGGUUGACGCUAGGUUAACCUAAUAGAUUCAGCCGAAUUCAAUCUGCACAUUCUAGUACCUAAGUUUGCACUAACGUGUUUAUAUUUGAAGAUUCUAUUAAAAUUUUUGGACGCAGAAAGCUUAUUUGUGUGUUAUAUUUUGUGAUAUAUUCUAAAACAUCUAGAAGUACAUAAUUAUUGAUGUGUUUACAAACUGCGACUGUAUACAAAUACGAUGUACAUAAAGCUCUUAUUAUUGCUGGCCACCGUAUCUUUUACAUCGGCACUGCCAGGGGUGUGUGACCAUACUCCGCGCCAAGCGAAAGUGUUGACGCCGAGCGAAAAUAAGGGCUAUUACCGUAUUACGAUCGAUACAAAGAACUCGAGCAUUUAUGGACUGGGCCAGACCUAUGUCAUAAUUUUGGAAUCCAUCGAGCGACAACGGCCGUUCAGAUGGUUCAUGAUCACGGUGGAGGAUGCAUCUUUAGACAACAACACCUUCGACUUUGAGCAUCGGUCAAUUGACGUGGGUAGCCUUAAGACCCUGGACACCAACAGUCAGGCCAGAUAUAGUGAGAGGUGUUACAACACUGUUGAAAAUUCCGAUAACUCUGAAAAAUUUCGAGUGGAGAUACACUGGGUUUCUCCAAAAGAAAAUCUUCGUAACAGAGAGCAGACCGUUCGUCUCCGUGCGAUGGUGGCUGAGAAUGAGGAAAUAUGGUACACUGGAGACGACUUAACGUUAGUGCUGAAGAAGGAUGAUAGCAAACCAUUAGAUCAAUUGCCGACAACGCCGAUGGAGUACUGCGGCUUGUGCAGUGAAGCUCGAUACGAGGUUAUAUUCAGAGGUCAAUGGUCGAGAAUGCUACACCCUCAACAAUAUCCGAGCAAGCCUGAUGAAAACGAGUACAGCAAUUUAAUUGGCGCUUCCCACGCUUUUGGUUUUACUCUGUGGCAGCCAGGUGACAACGCAAGUCCUGGUUUGAAGAUGUUAGCUGAAACAGCUAGCGUAGCAGAAUUGGAGAGAGAAAUUAUUAGUGCGAUGUCAACAGAAAAUGGUACACGGACGCUUAUAAGAGGUAAAAGACGUCGUCACCCGUUCAUGUCGGAGCCAUCAGACUCAAUUUUCAGAGUUGAUAGAAUUCACCACAUGGUCUCAGUGGUCAUAGCCAUAAAGCCGUCUCCAGAUUGGUUCUUGGGUGUCACGAGAUUUGAGCUUUGUACGAAACUGGGUUGGCUGGAAGAAAGUACGAUACCGUUGUAUCCAUGGGACGCAGGAGUAAGGGAUGGUAUAUCAUAUGAGUCGCCAACUUCAAUUACAACCCCAGUCGAUGCGGUGAGCAGAGUGGCGUUUGGCUCAUUUGACCAGCAGUCGCCAUUUUAUCAGAUGAACCUAAACGACUUGAAGCCGUUCGCCUAUCUCCACGUGAAAAGACUUGAGGUUUAUCCGUUGAAAGAUAAUUGUGAGGAAGAGGAGGGUACAAAUAUUGAGGGCGAUCAGGAACAAGAGGACCAAGCUGAAAACCUCGAAGAACUCAUUGAAGCGCCACUUCUGCAGUCAUUGAAAGUCAGAACCAGGAUUGAUUGUAGAAUCAGUGAAUGGACCGAAUGGUCACAAUGUGUGCCAGACGUUGAUGCUUGUGGACCCGGCACUCAAAUCAGGACUAGGGACUUGGUAAAGAGAAACUUAUAUUCGCAAGUGGAUGUGGAGGCAAGUCCAGAAGUUUGCCGACAAAGUUACAAUGGCGGUCUGACUGAGUUUCAAGAAUGUUUCGUAAAUUGUGUUUAAAUCUUACCUACCUAUAAGUACAUUUAUAACUAUAUAAUGUGGAUUUGAAUUUAGGUUAAAAGUAAAAUAAACUUGAUAAUGCA
Molecule: messenger RNA, 1856 nt
Organism: Maniola jurtina (meadow brown)
Lineage: Eukaryota; Metazoa; Arthropoda; Insecta; Lepidoptera; Nymphalidae
Product: spondin-2-like
Exons: 10
Coding region: 220-1773 (517 amino acids)
Source: RefSeq, a predicted model, not a curated record